AUGAACCUGUCACUCGUGGACCCAUUCGUCUUGGCCCAAGAGUACCCUGAUACUCUAACCGAGAAGCUGAGCAGCGGCCAUGCGACAUGUUUAAGCUUCAACCACAAAGGUGACUACCUUGCCUCUGGACGAGUGGACGGCACAGUGGUAAUCUUCGACAUUGAAACCAACGGCGUGGCGCGCAAACUCCAAGGUCACACGCGACAAAUCCAAUCUAUCAGCUGGUCUCGCGAUGGCCGAUAUCUCCUCACCUCAUCCCAAGACUGGAAAUGCAUCCUCUGGGACCUCCAAGAUGGCUCACGAAUACGAACCGUCCGAUUCGAAGCCCCAGUCUACAUUGCCCAACUACACCCAUUCAACCAGUACGAGACCCAAAUCAAAUCCCAAACCCCAAAACUCAAAACUGACAAACCCAGUCUCCUCUUCGUCGCCUCUCUCUUCGAAGACCAACCCGUCCUAGUCGACGUCUCCAGCCCAAAACCCAUAAAACGAAUCCUCCCCUCCGCACCCCUCCGCGCAACAGAAGACAUCGACCCCGCCACAGCAGCAAAACAAGCAGCCCAAGACGCCAAACACUCUACCUGCGUCACUAUCUUCACAGCUUUCGGCAACCACAUCAUAGCCGGCACUUCGAAGGGGUGGAUCAACAUCAUCGAAACACAAACAUGCACAACAAUCCACUCAAUGCGCCUCUGCAAUGGAGUCGUCAUCCUCCUCCACCUAGCCUCAAAUGGCCGCGACCUGCUAGUCAACAGUUCAGACCGCGUAAUCCGCACAGUGCUAAUGCCCGACCUAUCGCAAUUAGGAAUCGACCUCGAACCAGCAUCCAUAAAACUGCACGUUGAGCAUAAAUUCCAAGAUGUCGUUAACCGUCUAUCUUGGAACCAUGUUACUUUCUCUUCGACUGGUGAAUUUGUCACGGCAACUACAUUCAUGAAUCCCGAUAUCUACGUCUGGGAACGCAGUCACGGAUCUCUAGUGAAGAUCCUGGAAGGUCCGAAGGAAGAACUCGGUGUUGUGGAAUGGCAUCCCUCCAGACCAAUGGUGGUAGCCUGUGGACUUGAAUCAGGCUGCAUCUACACAUGGUCGAUAGUGAGUCCGCAGAAAUGGUCUGCGUUGGCUCCUGAUUUCGGCGAGGUCGAGGAGAAUGUCGAGUACAUGGAAGCGGAGGAUGAAUUCGACGUUCAUCCUGCUGAACAGGUUCAUCAGCGACGGCUCGAUCUGGAAGAUGAAGAGCCUGACGUUGUGACUAUGGAUUCGGUGAAGGGGGAGGAUGUCGAUGGUGUCGAGCCAUUUGAUGUUCCUGUUCUUCUUGAUGUGGAGGAUAGUGAUAGUGGGGAGGAUGUUGUUGCUGUUGGGCCGGGGACGAUGAGGAAACGCACGCCUGGUGCUAGGGAGACUGAAGAGAAGGAGAAGGUGACGAAUGGGAGGAAGAGGCGGAGGUAG
Penicillium salamii is the source of this 1446-nucleotide messenger RNA. The record is from the annotation of a GenBank genome assembly. Lineage: Eukaryota; Fungi; Ascomycota; Eurotiomycetes; Eurotiales; Aspergillaceae.